This is a messenger RNA of Jaculus jaculus (lesser Egyptian jerboa), 678 nucleotides long. RefSeq lists its product as uncharacterized. The coding region runs from base 1 to 678 and encodes 225 amino acids. Lineage: Eukaryota; Metazoa; Chordata; Mammalia; Rodentia; Dipodidae. The transcript has a single exon. The record is from RefSeq and is a predicted model, not a curated record.
AUGUUUAUCAUCAUCAAACAUGCAGAUAAUCAAGAGUUCCUUGUCAAUACCAAUUGCACUAUCCAGAUACUGCUACAUUAUAUUCGCACAAAAACAAGGUUGCGUAAAACAGACAUCAUCCAUCUGUGUGAUGAAUCAGGGACUCUGAAGUUGUUUUUCCUGUUGAAGACCCUUGGAGAUUAUGCCUGCAAAUUCCUUACAGCUGGAAUCACCUACUAUGUUUGUAAAGUGGAGCGUGGGGCACCAGGAAAAGAAAUCAAACUUGAGCAUCCCUACAAAGCUAUUGUGCCCCUCCUGAAGAAUGCAACAUUUGAGCUACUUGACUCCCUGUGUACACAAUGUGAGUUCCUGGAGAGGAGCCGAAUAAAGCUGCUUAGAGCCUUAGAAGCUAAGAGAUUAGCUGUGCUAGAAGCAUCUAAAUCAUCUAUGAGACUCCAAGAAGAAGAGCCAAAAGCCAGACCAAGCAAGCCAAGCUGGGCAAGCUGUCUUCAAAAAGUAAACAGAAGUCCAAAAGUGGAAGGUCAGAAGAUAACAGGGGCCACAGAGGAUACUAUAAGUCAAGAACUUAUAAGUAGUCCAGUGAGAGCAGCAACUGUGGGUAUGAAAUUACUGGAAUUCAACGUGAAGCUCUUUCUUCAGAAAGAUUCUUUUGGCCAGUACAUGGACAAAAGGGCUUAA